AUGUCGAAUGAAGACAGCAAAGAUAGUACUAUGAGUAAACCAGAUAGUACCGCAAGUAAAGGUGAAAGUAAAGAUAAAGGCAGUAAAGAAGGUAAAGAACAAAAGAAAAGUCCCGCAACCGGUCCGCCAAGUGAUGCUGCCAAAACAAAAACAGAUACUGGAAAAAAGGAAGGUGGCAAAAAGCCGAAGAAGAAGUCAAGUAAAAAGAGAGCGAAGAAGAGUAAAAGUAAAGAUAAACGUAAAAAGAAGUCGAAAACAAAAUCAUCUCCAGCUUCUACAUGA
Messenger RNA from Haemonchus placei, 282 nucleotides. The record is from the annotation of a GenBank genome assembly. NCBI's taxonomy places the organism in Eukaryota, Metazoa, Nematoda, Chromadorea, Rhabditida, Trichostrongylidae.